UUUGCAAAUAUACACAAAACCAAAUGGAGACUGCUUUUGUUGUGGUUUGGUACAGACUUUUCAGCGAUUUCGCCGUACGAUUCCUUGCCGAAUGAAUGAAAAAUUCCACAAGCAUGGACAACAGAAUUCAGGCAGGAAUCCGUAUUGAAUUUUAGGAUUAACUAGUGGAUAGAUAAUUUUUAAAUUUUAGUUUUUCUCGCGUGGGUUGAAUUUAUUCGCGCAAGUGUACGCGUGUGCUAUUCGUCUCCGAAAGAGUCGCACUAAACAUGGCAGGCUUCCGAGCUCCAGCCUCGCCUCCUCCACCUGAUCUCUCGCAUCUAACCGAGGAAGAAAGACACAUCAUUCUUGAGGUUAUGAAUCGGCAGAAAUCAUUGGAAGCCCAGACGCAAGAGAUGCAGAAGAGUAUGUUGAAGGAGGUUGCUAGCUUCCAGAAUCAACUGGAAAAAAAGACAGAUAUGGAAGUCGUGAACCCCCAAGUUAAGCAAGAAAACGUUUGCGAGAUUUGCAAUAAGACGAAAUUUACGGAAGGAACCGGCAAAGAAUGCAAAUACUGUAAAUUAAAGUGUUGUGCACGGUGUGGAAUGGAGGUUACAAUUCCAGGAUCCAAACAGACUACGCCUGCUGCUACCGGGCCUGCUCAAGGAUUUUCUCUCUUUACCAACUUGAUUAAUGAGGUCAAGACUCUUGCUCUCGGUCCUGAGGUGCAGUGGUUGUGCUUGAUAUGCAAGAAGAAACAAGAAGUCUUGACAAAGACGGGAUCAUGGUUCGGCCCCAAAGAUAUUAAGGCGCUGGACGAUCCAUCCUCACAAUUUGGCAACGAUUUUAAGGCUAUUCCAUCAGAGGAGGACAAACGAGCCAUGCACUUGCAAAGCGCACUCCAUCGCAGCGAACCAGGUAGGGGCAGCUUAAGGAGGCGGAACGAAUCAGAAAGCGAACGUGCGCGAAGACUUGAAAUGGAAAGACAUAAUUAUCUACGACGACCUUCUGUUUCAGAUGAGGAAGUUGAAUCGAUCCAGGACUCUGCAUAUAAUUUUAAUCAUUAUUAUAGCGACGAUGAAGCGUCUAGAUAUGGUGAUAAUCGCGGACGUAGGAAAGUGACAUUUCACGACGAACAACGGUUAGGAAUGAGUCGACAGCCUUAUGGGCCAGGGCGUGGUCGCGGUCACCCAAAUGGGAGACCAAUGCAAGGGAGAGGCAUGCAGCCUGGUAUCCGCGGAGGAAUGAUGCCGCAGCAAGGACCUGGGGUGAGACCAGGAUUCCCUCCAGGUCCUCAAGCGCCGGGGCAGCCUCCUGGGAUGCGUGGUGGAUACCCCCAGCAGCAGGGAGCAAGGCAGAUGGCUCCUGGCAUGAGACCUGGAGUGCCUCACCAGCAAAUGAUGAUGCAGCAGCAGGCACCAGGUAUGGGUCGGGGUGGACCCCAAAUGAUGCAGCUAGGCCCACGACCUGGUGUUCCUCCACAACAGCAGCAGAUGCCUCAACAACCGCCGGUGUCAACUGCGGCAGGUACAGGGCGUGGAGGUACGGUACCCCCGACCCCAGCAACUGCUCCUCCGCCGAAUCCUGAUGGCACACCAAGGCCAGAGAUUAAUGGGAAGAAGAUACCACCAAGGGGCAUGCGGCCUCCUGCGGCAAAAAAGGCGGCUGCUGAAGCUGCCGCAGCAGCUGCACAAGCCGAACGAGGUGCUGGGCAGCAACAGCAGAAAACUAGUGUACCACAACAACAAGUGCAGCAGCAGCAACAACAGCAACCGCAGCAACAUUUAGACACAAGGAUGGGCGGCCAACCAUCACCACGCCCUGGUAUGCCAGGUUCUGUACAGCAACAGCAGAUGAUUGGACAGGCACCAACACACAUGGGUGGUCAUCCUGGUCAGCGCCCCAUGGGACCACAUGCACACCAACAAGGCCACCCAGGUCAACAAAUGGGAGGUCAUCCACAUCAAAUGGGAGUUCACCCACAUCAACAAAUGGGGCAGCACCCGGUUCGUCAAAUGGGGCCACACCCAGGUCAGAUGGGUAGUCACCCACAACAAAUGGGUGUUCACCCUCAACAAAUGGGUGGUCAUCCGCAACAAAUGGGUGGUCAUCCGCAACAAAUGGGUGGUCAUCCGCAACAAAUGGGUGGUCAUCCGCAACAAAUGGGUGGACCGCAACAGCAAAUGGGUGGACCGCAACAGCAGAUGGGUGGUCCGCAACAGCAAAUGGGUGGUCCGCAACAGCAAAUGGGUGGUCCGCCACAGCAAAUGGGUGGUCCGCAACAGCAAAUGGGUGGUCCGCAACAGCAAAUGGGUGGACCGCAACAACAAAUAGGUGGUCCGCCACAGCAGAUGGGUGGUCCGCAACAGCAAAUGGGUGGUCCGCCACAGCAAAUGGGUGGUCCGCCACAGCAAAUGGGUGGUCCACCCCAUAUGGCAGGGCAAAUGCCAGGACCUCAACCUAUGGGGACCCCAACUUCUGGUCGCAGGUCACAGCAAGGGUUCUCCGAACGAAGGACAGGAAUGGUUGGAUCACCUCCGAAGAUUCACAACCUUGGUCCGUCACCCCAGCAUCUUGAUGGUGGCAUGCCUCCUGGUCAAUUCACUGGGCAUGUCGACGGACGCCCAGGACUCAAUCAGGGAAUGCAGAGACCAGACCAAAGGAUGGUACCUUUUCAAAACCAAGGUAUGAAUGCUGAUGGACAGUUUAGCGAUGGUAGGUCAGGCUUUGGCCAGGGCCUCCCAGGUGGUCAGGGAUUUAGUCCUGGUUCUCAGGGUACUCCCAGUCAAGGCUACACUCCGAAUAGACUGGCCUCUCCUAGCGGGUAUGGUCCCAGCGAUAGCAGACCUGGGUCAAGCCAGCCUGGAAUGGAUAGAUUUGGACAAGGGCAGAAACCAUCCAGGUUUGGUUCACAAGGUCAAGACUUUGGUCCAGAAUCGAAACGAUCAGAUGGGCGUGAUUAUGGAUCAUCUUUCAAUGGUCGUGAUGGUAGAGAUGGUUACAGCUCGCCUCGUACUAGUAUGGAUUCGCGAGUAAGCGACGACGUGAUGGGCAAGCGGGUGGAUGAUUCGCCAGGCUUUGCUGGUGAGCAACGUGACGGCUUCAGGGAUGGGAUCGGUGACGAUAUGGUGCACAAAGAGCGACGGCCAACGCCCGAAGACAACAACAACUUGGAAUCCAGCAUAAAGUGGUCACCCCCUGAUGAUGAUAAUAAAUGUAUUGGGGAAGUUCUCCUCACUAAAGAUUCAAGAGUUCACCCAUCAGAAACAGAUCCCUCCGCUAUGUAUGGACUAAAAGUCGUUGGUGGUAAAAUGUCGGACGAUGGUAAACUCGCUGCGUUUGUAACUGAUGUUGUUCGAGGUGGACCGGCGGACCUUCAAGCAAAAUUACAAAAAGGUGAUGAAGUGUUGGAGUGGAACGAGCAAUCUUUUGUGGAUUGCACCUUUGAGGAGGUCUUAGAAAUUAUUAAUCAGCCGAUCGACACGCCUGAACUUCAUUUAGUAUUAUGUAGAGACAAGAGUAAAUUUUCCCCACAAGAUUUAGAAAGACGUGACUCGCCCUCACGGCGUUUUCCCACAAGCUCGUCAGGAUCCCCUGUAAAAAGGGACCGGACAUCGCCGCUAACAACGAUGGCGUCCCCUCAGGAUACGGGCCGGUUGAAUAUGGGCCCUGGGCCUGACACGGGUCGCUUGAAUAUGGGCCCAGGCCCAAAUACCGGACGCUUGAAUAUGGGCCCAGGUCCCGAUACCGGACGGUACAAUAUGGGUCCCGAUCGCACGAAUGACGCCAUAGGAAGUAAUAUGAAUGACCAAAGCAUCUUCGGAUCACAAGUAUCAAACGACGACUUUUUCUUUGGUGGUGGACCAGAUAAGAGUGAGGCAUCAAGAAAGCCGUCUCAAGGGAGAGUCCAGGCCAAGCUUUUCUACGACGAGGAUUCUUCAAAUCUGAACGUGACGGUGGUCGGUGCCGAGGGCCUACUUUCAAGAGAUGCACACAACCCCCCUAAUCCCUACGUUAGAAUUUAUUUCCUUCCAGACAGAAGUAUGCAGAGUAAACGUCGUACAAAAACCGCCAUGAAAACUGCUAAUCCCAAGUGGAAUCAAACGUUUGUCUAUCCGUGCAGACUACAAAAGUUUCAAGGUCGCUCAUUAGAAAUCACAGUGUGGGAUUACAAUAAAGUAGGAUCGAGUGAAUUCAUCGGCGAGGUUGUUAUCAAUAUGACUGAGGCUAAUCUUGAUGGAAAUCCAUACUGGUACAACAUGAAGUCACACGAUGAGAACGGUGAUCCCCUGAACCCACCCACACCGACUCAAUCUCCUCAGGGCUCCUUCCGCUCCAAGGGACAGAGGGGACCAGGAGAUCUUGGUCCAAUGGGAGGCUAUGGAAGCGAUUACGAGGACGACACCAUGCGCGGACAUGGCGCACCUAACGGCAUGAUCCCCGGUGGACACGGUUACUCCCCAGACAACGAGCGGCUUAAGCAACAGCAGAUGCAAAAGCAACAACAGCAGCAUCUCCAGCAACAGCUGCAGCAGCAUCAACAGCAGCAGAUGCAACACAGAGACAGUCCGCCGGACUCUUAUGGCCAGAACCAGAUGAUACAAGCGUACACCCCUCAAUACAACACGUCCGUCACAACUACUGCGCAUGGCACAACUUAUCCUUACACGGCCGCUGACCACAACAGAACGCAGCCGCGCUCCCUUCAACACCCGGGCAUCGGUAGAAUACAAGACGGGCGCAUGUCGCCGGCAGGUAUACCUGGGUAUCACACAAUGCCGGCGCAUGCGCAGUACGCUAUGGGACGAACUUCCCCUAGUCACGGCCCCCACGGGCAGAAAAAAACACGUGCCCUACCACAGUUGCCACCCGGACGAGAACCAAUGGACGAAGAAGAAAGAAUUCGCAUGGCAAAACAGAAACUUCGAGAAAUGGAAAUUGAUCGAUCGAAGCUCGUCAUAGGCGGGUCGCGAGGCAGGAUGGGAUAUGGCCAGGCGCCUGAUCACGUGUAUGGUGAAAUGCCUUACGAUCCGACCAUGUCGCCGAGGCCUGGGCGCCACUCACCUCGCAUGAGCGGGUCACCAGUCCACCAACCGCGUCCUGGACAAGGAGCCCCUCACUUGUCUCCACAAGACCGUUUGUACGUUGGUGGAAUGUUAUAUGAUGGCUUCCCAUACGAGAGUCACAGAGCAAUGUUUUCCCGCGGUCCCCCUCGCCAGCGGCGUAACAGCACAAGCAUGAUUCCUUAUACGGAGCGUGACGUCAUGCAGGGGCAGAUGGUUGCGCAACCCGCCCCUAGCCCGGUCCCCCUGGGGCAAUCUGGCAAAAGUGCCAGCAUCACUUACCUCCCCGUCACAGAGGGUGGCGAGAGAAUAUCCAAUGGUCACAUCCCAAGCAAUGGCGUCACAAGACAAGGGCCACAGCUAACCCAGCAAUCCAGGUCAGGUAGUGUUAACGAUAUCGCUGUGUUCUCAACAGGCGGUUAUCUAAAGACAUCCCGUCAGGCCAUGCGUAACGAGAUAAACUAUGGUGGCAGCGGCCGUAGCAGUCGGAGCUCCUCGAUAGCGGAUAGCGACCGCAGCGGCAGUUUGACCAGUAUUCCUGGCUCAGUGGCAAGCAGUGAAAGCGGAAGACACAGCCUCUACGCUAUCAUGAACGCAGAAAACAACAUUCCGUGGGUUCCACCAAGUCUAAAACUCGGCAACGAGGGUCAUCUAGGUGAUUUUAUUGAAGGGCUUGGUCCAUCACAGAUGGUUGGGCGCCAGGUUUUAGCAUCGCCCUCCAUGGGUGAUAUUCAAUUAGGCUUGUGCUACCGUAAGGGCGCAUUAGAAGUAGAGGUCAUACGAGCCAAGGGUCUGCUACCAAAACCGGGCACCAAGAUCCUGCCAGCUCCAUAUGUUAAAGUGUAUGUAAUGGAAGGAAAAAAGUGUAUAGCAAAGAAAAAGACUCGGACUACCCGACGGACGUUGGAGCCCUUGUACCAACAGAUGCUGGACUUUAGGGUGGAUAUCAAUGGAAAAACUCUCCAAAUCAUAGUAUGGGGCGACUAUGGCCGAAUGGACCGUAAGGUGUUCAUGGGAGUGGUGCAAAUUUUACUCGAUGACCUGGACCUUUCCAAUCUUUGUAUGGGCUGGUACAAACUCUUCUCAACCUCGUCCAUGUGCGACCCACCACUCCCCUCACCAAUGGGAGGCUCGCCUAAAAAAUCUCCAGCCCCCUCCCCUAGGUCUUCGCAUGGAUUAAGUCCCCGGAUGUCGCCUAUACCGACAAUCAUGCCGCCUCCAGGUCACAUGGGUGGUCACGGAGGUCACAUGGGAGGUCACGUGAGGGGUCACAUGGACGGUGGCUAUGACGAGCAAGAUGGGGAUUACGUGUAGGCGGAUAAUGCUGACCUUUUGAAUUGGCUGCUCUACUUCGUCGUUCCGUGGAUAUCUCGUACUUGUGAUGAAGUGUGAUUUGCUGGAGAGGAACGGACUGCGGAACGGAAAUUGAAACGCACGUGUGUUGUGUUAUGAAAUCACAAAACAUUCGAAUCGUUGUGUCAGACUACACAGGAAUACUGCAAAUGAUGAGAGCCAGCACUUUUCGAGCUGGUCGGUGUGAUAAAGAUUUUCUACGUCAAGCAACAUGCUAUAAAAGAACGUACGUUAUGUCACGUCACGCUAUGUCACGACAAGCUAUGUCACGUCAUCAAGUUUGAUACGCUCUCGACAGGCAAAUGCAGGAGAUUCCAUCUCGUCACGCCAUCUUGGUCACAAAAUCAAACGAUAUUUGUCACGCUAGUAAACUUGAUAACUCAAUUUGUGCCUGCUCAAAUGAUCAUAUCGAAGAAUUUCAAGACAACCAACGGUCAAAUCCACUAAAGAAACCGAAAUUACUCGAACACCUGGUCACGUGACAAGUUUUUUUAAAGUCAUGUCCACGAAUGACACAUCCAUGACCAAAUAAGCACAUUACAAAAUAAGGGCAGACGAAAGAUUUCUUAGAAUCCAGGUAAUAUUGUAGUAAUUAUUAGAUAGUACUCGCGUUAAGCUAUUUCGAGGACUUUGUUUUCACUGAGCAUUACAUGGAUGAAUUACCAUUGGACCAAAGUUCAUAGAAAAUUGUAAAAUAGCUCAUUUAUUAGUUCGUUUUGUAGCCCUGAACUGGCAUUUUAUAAAGUGGAAAAUUUGCUUGAUAAAGCCAAAAGGCACCUCCAGGCCUUGGUAUUAAAAAGACAAUGUAACUAGACAAUGAAUUACAUGGAAACGUUUAUGAAUUAAACAGAAAAUUGUCACCAAAUUAAUAAAUUGUGGAUUUUAAGCAACAAGAGAGCGUAGAGCGAGAAGUUACAAACCUAGGGAUAAAUUUUGUGUAUAAGUUUGCGUGAAAUGCAACUGGUAAAAGUAAAGUGAGACUGCACUUUCCCGCUUUUUUCUCAGAGUAGCGAGGAGUGAUAAAGAAAAGAGCGAUUUUCGUGCUAUCCUUAGAUCUGAUGUAGUUAUUUCUACACCUUGAAUUUUUCUCCCUCGUCUACGCCCUUUUGUUAAAAUUAUUUAAAGACCGUUUGCGGAUUCGGUGCAAACACUAUACAUAGCCUAAAAAGAGUAAGUCACCACAUUGUUAAAAAUACAGCCAGCCUCUUCCUCACUUUUGUUGCAUUUGAAAUUACAAUUAUUUCUGUAAAAGACAAACAUUAGCGAUAGAAAGCUGAUAGUUCACUAUCAAUACUUGACUUAAAGCCAGUCGAUCCGAUUUGCGUGACGCGUGGUUUUGUAGGCUAUGAAAACCCCAUGCAUGUGAAUUAAAUCCGUUUGAAUCAUGCUGAAAUUCAAUCUAUCCUACAAUAAAACAGACUCGAUUAUAUUUCUACGAUAUCAAACAACGCUGGGUAAGUUAUAUUUAUCAAAAUGAUGGGAGUUCUAAGAAUUCAAAACAAAAACAAAACAGUGUCACGCAAGCCGGAUUCACGGACUUUAAAGUUUUUUGCUAAUCCAAGCUAUAUAGCAAAUGCACAGUUAAUUUGAAAAGCUUGGAAAUUGAUGGCUUUUUUGAUGAUCUUUUUAUGGUCGCUUGAAGUAUUUGUUUGCAUCGAUACAUUGCGAUUUCAUUUCCUUUUCUUAAAAAAUAUAUAUAGGAUUCCGUUAAGGAGGAAAAAAACAUUGGUUUUACAUAGUUAUUUAAAAUUUUCAUUUGUACAUAGUAUUAGCAAACCCAAAGAGUGGCUGGCGUACAAUUUUUUUAAGCAUUUUAGACAAGUUCAAGUAGAUUUCAAUUUCCACAAGACUUGUAUUGUGCUUACUACCGAAAGCAAACUGUUAUUGGGUAGGGUAAAAUAUUAUGUUAAAAAAAUUUUCAUGUUACUAGAAAGCACAAAUGCUAUAUAAACCACAAAGCUGAAUAUAGCUUUAUUAAUUUAUAACAAAGUUUUAUAUAUCCUGUAUUUAUUUGUAUCUGUUUUAGGAGUUUUAGUUGGACAAAUUUAUCGUCUUAUUUACUCUGAGUUUAAGGUUAAAAAAUGUAAAGCAAAGGCAGAAAAUAAAUUUAUUUAUAGCGCU
Messenger RNA from Nematostella vectensis (starlet sea anemone), 8513 nucleotides. Its product is annotated as regulating synaptic membrane exocytosis protein 1. Gene Ontology annotation, cellular component: cytoskeleton of presynaptic active zone; presynaptic membrane. The record is from RefSeq and is a predicted model, not a curated record. Gene Ontology annotation, molecular function: small GTPase binding; transmembrane transporter binding. The transcript has 25 exons. The coding region runs from base 267 to 6353 and encodes 2028 amino acids. Gene Ontology annotation, biological process: regulation of membrane potential; calcium ion-regulated exocytosis of neurotransmitter; regulation of synaptic plasticity. Lineage: Eukaryota; Metazoa; Cnidaria; Anthozoa; Actiniaria; Edwardsiidae.